AUGGACCACGUACCGACGCUCUGUGCCAUUGGCACGGUGGGGAUUGCAGCCACGGGCUUUGCGCUGGGUCAUCCAGGACAGGAUAACCAGACAACACCAAAAUCGAAGGGGAUGAGCUCCAGACACGCUCGAGCUUCCGUGGGUUCACUGCCGCUGGGAAUGGUGUCGCCGACUCGAAGCCCUUGCUCCGUGCCUUCGUCGCCAUACUACACAGAACCAGCCAGACGCAACGCCCCGUUUAAUGUCGCCGCUUUCGAUUCUGAGAAAAGCACGGUCGAUCUGGAUAGGCACCGCUCAAGCAAUUUCAGUGCAGCGAAGGAACUGAUAUCCGGAGGCGCGAGACGUCGCCGUCGACAGACCUAUACUGGUCCUCCUGUCGGGGGUCUGCAGGAAUCAUCUACGGACAUCAACAACGGGCGCCCUUCUUCCUCGUGGAUACGGCGACUGUCAGUUAUGUCGACGAAGACUGAAGAUCAGAUACUCAGUUCCAGGCCUAUGUCGCCUUUGAUGAACGAACCGAGCACUCCCACAUCUCCGCUAUCCCCCACCCAGCGUAGGGAGUCGAACAAGUUAGUCAAGCGCUCAACGUCCCAACAUGUGAUCUCCGGCCGUCCAGAGUCCUCAAGGUCGACGUUCUGUGGCAGCGCAUUGCGUAGACCUGCCACAAGUUACCAGAGAUCUGCGCACCUGAGGCAGCAAUCGAUCCUUGGCGGAGAGUCGGAAUCUACGAUUAGCUAUGGCCGUCGUCACAGUGAGAUGCGAUACGACGUGAUCAACGAACGAACAGAAGUUACAUGGAGGCCUUAUUUCACUUCAUUUCCUGAUAAAACCUUUGAAAAGCUCACUUCAAAAAGCUCGCCGCGCAGACGCCAAGAUCAUACUGUACGACGAGUGGUAGCCGACUCAGAUGUCCCACCUACCCUGCUGCUAGGCUCCUCAGUGACACAUCCAGACCAUGCAAAUGGGAGAUGCCGUUCUUCUUCACAUCCACCUCAGUUUAUUAAUCCCUUCCAGUCUUCAGAAGCGCAUCCAGAAGACGCGGCCUCCCCGACUGUUCGCCAGAGGCGGAAGUCCAAGCAAUCAUUUACCUUUAAUGGAUUCGCUGCUGGGAACUCUCUGGCGUCUUGGGCAACUCGCAAACGGAGCAGCCUUCGCAGAGGUCGGAGUGGCUCUCUUCCUCAGGGAGAAGUGCGAGCGUAUUCGACGCUGCUAGAAAGACAGCCAGAACCCGUCCGGCCAGGUACUUCAGCCCUGCCGCAUAGAAGAAAGGACGUUAUGGACCCCUCUCUUUUCCGGCGACCUGUCACUAUGUCACAGGCAGAUCCGCCCUCCUUCACGAUGACAGGCCUUGCUCGACCCCCAGGAACCUUCAGUUCGAAUAUCCCACCAGACACCCUACCAGAAUCUAAUAUGGAUGCAGCACGAGAGGGUACUGCUUCUCCCACAGAGGCUAGGCCAUCUCCACAAUUCUCCAAACCCACAGAGUUAUCGUCCCCUACCAUCCAGCAAACACGCGGAAAAAGACAUUCGUCCGGUGUUUCUGAACCGCCCUCCACUGUGCUAGGAUCCGAUGAUCGCAUCUUCACUUCUGGAGAAGAAGAUGAAACCGACUUCCAGAGUGACACCGCCUUCGAUUCCUUCCGCACUCAUGACACUACUAGCACCACUUCCUGUACUCGUGGUCCUUGUAUUGAAACGCUCUUUGACAAAGCAGAUAUGGCUCCGUGUGGCCCAUUCUCAGCCAGGCUAUCGAAUCCGUUCCCCAGGAUAUCCGAGAGUGAUGCAGGUUCUAUCCAUCUAUCUCAUGCACCUCCAUUGGAUGACAAGAUCACUUCCGUUCCAUCAGUCAAAGAGGUUCCAGGACACCGGUCCAGUUCAUCAACGGAUUCAUCGCAGCAGAGUAUGAACUCGUCCUGUCAGGACGAAUCCCGCUAUGGCUCUCUCUCCAACGGAGCGAAAGAUGCCGAACUGGACAGAUCGAGAGAGUCAUCUGGGACAUAUUCAACAGCUUCCAUCCAAGAAGACUUCCGCAAACCGGUCAAGAAAAAGUCAGAUUUGGGGACUAGGGUCAGCCUUUUCGACUGGUCUGAGCAGCCGUGGAAUGAUCGCGAUUUCCAAGAUGUUGAAUUUCGGCCACGCACAGUACAUGGUAAACAGGGCACUGACACGAGAGGUAGUCGCACUACAGGUCGUAGAGGGCCAAGUGCUUUACACCUGCGGAGCCAAAGUGUUCCUGUUUCGAGAGAACCAGCAUUCUCCACUGACUCAAGGCAGUCAUCCGUGAAAUUCGGCACAUGGGGUCUUGGAAGCAAAGGCGUCACAGAGGACUGGGACGGUGAUUUUGAAUUUGAUGACUCUGAUGGACAGUCCAUAGAUGAUGACACGAAAGCUGUUACCGUUAAUCGCCAGCGGGGAAUGAAAGUACCAAAGGCUAUCAUGGACCGUCAAGCGAGCGUCCAAGGUCAAUUUGGUCAGGUACAGGAGUUAACGCUGCUCGUUGAGGAACUCAAGCGAUUGCGUCUGCACGCUAAUCUCUUGCAAAUAACGCAAGGGCCUUCAAAUGAGCUGUGGAAAGAAGCAGAAGGCAUCAUCAACCUAGCGACACUCGACGAUGAUGACACCGCCUCUUUUCCAGAUACUCCGCCGACCACAAGUUACGGGUUUGACGACUUCGAUGUUGAGGCCGCAAGCGGUAGUCCCGAAAUGUCCUUGUCGCGCUCUUUGCCAACAACCUCAUAUCUAUCCUCUCAUUCUUCUAAGGACCCUUCGAACGCAAAGUCCAUACUUGAGACUAUUUAUCAACAACGCGGCACACCGGAACUGCUUGGCGGCGACGGUCAGCCACGUAAGUUACCCUUCGACACGGACUCUCUCCGAGAUCUUGUGGCGCGGGCAGGAGUAGUCACCCGCGCUUUGAAGGACGCAAUCCGCGAAGCAGAGGGUGUGGCCGCGACGUCGGGAAAUGGACAGCCUCCAGACCCUGCAUUUAGCCGGAUCUUCGAUCACCCCGUACCUGAAAUUUCCCAUCUUCAGCUGGUUGAGAGGACCUGA
Molecule: messenger RNA, 3051 nt
Organism: Paecilomyces variotii
Lineage: Eukaryota; Fungi; Ascomycota; Eurotiomycetes; Eurotiales; Thermoascaceae
Exons: 2
Coding region: 1-3051 (1016 amino acids)
Biological process (GO): regulation of mitotic cytokinesis
Molecular function (GO): GTPase activator activity
Source: RefSeq, a predicted model, not a curated record